Messenger RNA from Botrytis fragariae, 567 nucleotides. RefSeq names its product putative cdc25 family phosphatase ibp1 protein. Bases 1 to 567 code for a protein of 188 amino acids. The transcript is spliced from 2 exons. Gene Ontology annotation, cellular component: nucleus; cytoplasm. Gene Ontology annotation, molecular function: protein tyrosine phosphatase activity. The record is from RefSeq and is a predicted model, not a curated record. Lineage: Eukaryota; Fungi; Ascomycota; Leotiomycetes; Helotiales; Sclerotiniaceae.
AUGCGCAGAAUGUCUACCAUCACAAUUGGAAACCUACCCCGUUUGUCCUCAAAAGCUCUCUCUGAUAUCCUUCUUUCUCACGCCUCGUCGAACCUGGAUGCCCCUUCCAAGCCGCAGAAUUUAGCUAUUAUUGACGUCCGUGAUGAUGAUCACAUAGGCGGUCAUAUCAAACAUUCCACCCACGUCCCAUCCUCCACUCUCGACUACAAGAUCCCCGAAUUAGUCCGAAAAUUGAAAGAUAAAGAUACGGUUGUAUUUCAUUGUGCUUUGAGUCAGCAAAGAGGUCCCAGUGCUGCAUUGAGAUAUAUACGCGAAAGGGAGAGGAUUAUGGGCGCGGGUGCCGGCAUGAGCGCUGGAUCUGUUGGAGAAGCAAUGAAGAAGAAUAAAGAGGCAGUCGAGAACAAAGCUGAUGACGGGGAAUGGGAGGAUGUUGAAGAGGAAUCUGAGAAGAAAGGGCAAAAAGUCUACGUUCUGGAUCAAGGGUUCGUUGGAUGGCAGGAGAUAUAUGGCGAAGAUUCACGCUUGACAGAAGGAUAUCGGAAAGAGAUCUGGGAAAAUGGUUAUUGA